UAUUAGAAGAAGAAGAACCCUCUCCACAUUUCUCAAAGAAACCCAUUUUCUCAUAUAAAAAGUUAAAAGCCUCAGCCUUUUCAGAUUCAGAACGGCAGAAUCAGAGAGGAGACAUUAAACUCUCUCCCUCCUGCACAUGUGAUCUCUCUCUUCUUUUCUCUCUCCAACCCAGGAAAAAUCUCCUUCCUUUGAAUCCUCUUUCUCAUCAAAUUCAACUCUUUUCUCUCUCCAAACCAGGAAAAAUCUCCUUCCUUUGAAUCCUCUCUCUCAUUAAAUUCAACUCUCUUGUUUCCAUAUAGCCCCUUCGAAUGGGUUCAAGACUACCGCUUAUCUUUGCCAUUAUUUUCUCUCCUAUGAGCAUGGCACUUGAAGAAGCCGACGCUGAAGUGUUUGAGGGCGUGAAUUCGAAGAAUUUCUUAGGCAACGAGUCAUUUUACAGCUUAGAUAGACUCGGCACGACCUGCAAUUUAUUUGCCGGGAGUUGGGUCCUAGAUGAAUCUUAUCCUUUCUAUGAUUCUUCCAGUUGCUCCUUCAUCGACCUAGAAUUCGACUGUUUAAAGCAUGGUAGGCCUGAUAAGCUCUACCUCAAGUAUAGAUGGCAACCAAAUGGGUGCAAUUUACCCAGGUUCAAUGCUCUGUACUUUUUGCUGAAGAUGAAGGGGAAAGAAAUCAUGUUUGUUGGGGACUCUUUGGGUCUUAAUCAAUGGCAAUCUCUGAUAUGCAUGGUUCAAGCAGGGGCGCCAAGGGUGCGAACCAGCUUGGUUAUGAGCGACCCACUUUCCUCUUUCAUUUUCUUGGGCUACGGAGUAAAAGUCUCGUACUUCCGUGCUCCGUACCUGGUGGACAUAGUGGGCGAGCCUGGAGGUCGAGCAUUGAGACUCGACUCGAUCCAAAAUGGGAAGGCGUGGGCUGGGGCUGAUAUUUUGGUUUUCAAUUCUGGCCAUUGGUGGACUCACUAUGGAAAAUCCUCAGGGUGGGAUUACAUUAGAGUGGGGAACAAAGUAUACAAAGACAUGGAUCGCACCACAGCUUUUUAUCAAGGCAUGAAGACUUGGGCUAAUUGGGUGGACUCCAACGUUAUGCCCAUGAGAACCAAAGUCUACUUUCAAGGAAUAUCUCCUACACAUUACAGUGCAAACGAAUGGCAUGAUGGCCGGUACAAAGAUUGCUACGGGCAAACACAGCCAUUAUCGGGUUCGACAUACCCAGGGAGCUUGCCAGACCAGCUCGGUGUGAUCAAGAAUGUGAUCAAGAGCAUGACAAAACCAGCAUACCUCCUCGACAUAACCACACUCUCACAGUUGAGGAAGGACGCACACCCUUCUAUCUACGGCUUAAUGAGUGCCCGAGAUUGUAGCCACUGGUGCCUUCCCGGCCUGCCGGAUACAUGGAACCAACUCCUUUACACCGCCUUAUAUUUCUGAGAUGAGAUUAUCAAGCAUGCAUGCAUCAACCAAAUACCCCCUUUUUUUUUUUUGGGUAAGUGAAAGGGCAACUCCUUUGUGUCCCCUUUUUUUUUUAUUGGAAGAUUGGUAGGAACGAUGGGGAUUUGCCAAAUUAUUAAAAAGAGAUGGAUGUAAUUUAUGGUUAAUUGCAAAAUUUCUAAUAAAAGUUCUCCAAAGUGAAUUUCCUC
This is a messenger RNA of Amborella trichopoda, 1633 nucleotides long. Its product is annotated as protein trichome birefringence-like 38. Gene Ontology annotation, cellular component: Golgi apparatus. Gene Ontology annotation, molecular function: O-acetyltransferase activity. NCBI's taxonomy places the organism in Eukaryota, Viridiplantae, Streptophyta, Magnoliopsida, Amborellales, Amborellaceae. The record is from RefSeq and is a predicted model, not a curated record.